AUGAAUUUAUAUGAGAAUUCUAACAUAUUAAAGAAUAUAAAUCGUAUUAAAAAUAAUUUAUCAAUUAAACAACCUAAUGAAAAUUUAUAUGAACUACUAGAUAAGUUACUUAAACUUAAUUAUGUAAAUAUUAUUGACUUUGAAAACAGAAGGUUUAAUAAUGAUGUAAACACAGCUGUAUCUUUAGUAAGAACUAUUUGUAGAUUUUUAGAUUGGGAUUAUACUUAUAAUACUGUAAUAUUAGAAAAGCUAGACAUUAAAAACAAUCCUUAUCAUACCUAUAUAUUAGCAUCUUUGAGUGUUAGUGCUUAUUCUGAAUUAGGAUUGGUUAAGUCAGUUAAGAAUAUUUUUAAUGAAUUUGUCUUUAUAAUGGAUAAACCAUGUGAAGUUUCUUAUAUCUGUUAUGUUAUUCUUAAAACAAUCAGAAGUGAUAAAACAGGUGAAUUUUUAGAAUUUCAUAAAGACAAUAUUGAUCAAGAUCAUUUGAAAGUUCUAAAUGAAUUACUAAUUUAUUAG
Molecule: messenger RNA, 516 nt
Organism: Hepatospora eriocheir
Lineage: Eukaryota; Fungi; Microsporidia; Hepatosporidae
Source: the annotation of a GenBank genome assembly